GGUAACAUAGGCGGAACCAAAGAGUUAAAGAUUUUGGUCGGUUCUCCAUUUUAACAGUUACCUCUUCCUCUCUCUAGCUUCUUGCUGUCCCAAAAUCCAGGGAAAGCAGACUCGAGAGCAGACCCAUAACUAGACUCCACGAAAGAACCAAGCUUUUCACCUUUUGGCGGAUCAAUUGGGAGAUCUGGGUAGAGCUCGGAGAAACAUAUAUACCCAGUUGAUUCAAGGAAACAUAGAAAAAGAUGAAUAUAUUCAGAUUAGCGGGAGAUAUGACGCAUUUGGCUAGUGUUCUUGUUUUGCUUCUCAAGAUCCACACUAUCAAGUCCUGUGCUGGUGUUUCCUUGAAGACUCAAGAACUCUAUGCUCUUGUCUUUGCUACCCGCUACUUGGAUAUCUUUGUUAGCUUCUACUCAGUUUAUAAUACCCUCAUGAAGUUGAUAUUCUUGGGUAGCUCUUUCUCAAUUGUUUGGUAUAUACGGCACCACAGGAUUGUUCGUAGAUCGUAUGAUAAGUCUCAAGACACAUUUCGCCAUCAUUUUCUUCUACUCCCUUGCCUGCUUUUGGCCCUGGUCAUCAAUGAGAAAUUCACUUUUAGAGAGGUGAUGUGGGCCUUUUCCAUAUAUUUGGAAGCAGUCGCCAUACUUCCUCAGCUGGUGCUGUUGCAAAGGACAAGAAAUAUUGACAACUUAACAGGCCAAUAUGUAGUCCUCCUCGGGGCAUAUCGAGCAUUGUACAUAUUGAAUUGGAUUUACCGCUACUUUACUGAGGAAGGCUUUGUCCACUGGAUAACUUGGAUGGCAGGGAUAAUCCAGACCUUACUCUAUGCUGAUUUCUUCUAUUAUUACUUCCAGAGUUGGAAGAACAAUGUAAAGCUCCAGUUGCCAGCUUGAAAACGCAUCUUACAUGAAUGGGUUGCAAUAGGACACUUGAAUCUAUGGAACCAAUAUUCUGAAUGUGGAUUAUUAUAUUGC
Molecule: messenger RNA, 971 nt
Organism: Fragaria vesca subsp. vesca
Lineage: Eukaryota; Viridiplantae; Streptophyta; Magnoliopsida; Rosales; Rosaceae
Product: ER lumen protein retaining receptor-like
Exons: 7
Coding region: 243-890 (215 amino acids)
Biological process (GO): protein retention in ER lumen; endoplasmic reticulum to Golgi vesicle-mediated transport
Cellular component (GO): membrane; endoplasmic reticulum; cis-Golgi network
Molecular function (GO): ER lumen protein retrieval receptor activity
Source: RefSeq, a predicted model, not a curated record